This is a messenger RNA of Boleophthalmus pectinirostris (great blue-spotted mudskipper), 618 nucleotides long. It is a transcript of the gene efna2a, whose product is annotated as ephrin-A2a. NCBI's taxonomy places the organism in Eukaryota, Metazoa, Chordata, Actinopteri, Gobiiformes, Gobiidae. The transcript is spliced from 4 exons. The coding region runs from base 1 to 618 and encodes 205 amino acids. Gene Ontology annotation, cellular component: plasma membrane. The record is from RefSeq and is a predicted model, not a curated record. Gene Ontology annotation, biological process: osteoclast differentiation; axon guidance; ephrin receptor signaling pathway. Gene Ontology annotation, molecular function: ephrin receptor binding.
AUGCGCGUGAUGCUGUGGCCGCUCGGACCGCGCUGUGGGAUGGAGCUCGUGCUUCUGGCCGUCCUGUCCUGGGCGUCCGCGUGGGCAGAGGAGAAGAUCAUCUUUGACAGACACGCCGUCUACUGGAACAGCUCCAACCCCAAGUUCUGGCAUGGCGAGUACAGAGUCUCGGUCAACAUAAACGACUAUCUGGACAUCUACUGUCCCUUCUACGAUGGUCCGCCCUCUCAUGGCCGUAUGGAGCGUUACAUCCUGUUCAUGGUGAAUCACGAGGGCUACACCACCUGCCAGCACCGCAUGAGGGGCUUCAAACGCUGGGAGUGUAACAGGCCCAGUGGUCCUGAUGGGCCCCUGCGCUUCUCCGAGAAGUUUCAGCUCUUCACCCCCUUCUCCCUGGGCUUUGAGUUCAGGCCUGGGCACGAGUACUACUACAUCUCGUCUCCUCAUCCGAACCACGUGGGGCGGGCAUGUCUAAAACUCAAGGUGUACGUGAGACCACCAGAUGGAUCUGGAUACGACUCUCCGGAGCCUUUCCUUACCGAUGGGGGUCCAAGAUGGCGGUCGAGCCUCUCUGUCCUUACAGCCUCUCUGCUCCUGGGACUGCUCCUCUGGCUGUGA